Messenger RNA from Globicephala melas (long-finned pilot whale), 1388 nucleotides. RefSeq names its product RAS like family 10 member A (gene RASL10A). Lineage: Eukaryota; Metazoa; Chordata; Mammalia; Artiodactyla; Delphinidae. Gene Ontology annotation, molecular function: GTPase activity; GTP binding. The record is from RefSeq and is a predicted model, not a curated record.
GCACGCGCGGGCCAUGGGGGGCAGCCUGCGGGUGGCGGUGCUGGGCGCCCCGGGCGUGGGCAAGACAGCCAUCAUCCGCCAGUUCCUGUUCGGUGACUACCCCGAGCGCCACCGGCCCACGGACGGGCCGCGCCUCUACCGGCCCGCGGUGCUGCUCGACGGCGCCGUCUACGACCUGAGCAUCCGCGACGGCGACGGUGCUGGCCCCGGUCAGAGCCCCGGGGGGCUAGAGGAGUGGCCGGACCCUAAAGACUGGAGCUUGCAGGACACGGACGCCUUCGUGCUCGUCUAUGAUAUCUGCAGCCCAGACAGCUUUGACUAUGUGAAGGCGCUGCGACAGCGCAUCGCGGAGACCAGGCCGGCGGGCGCACCCGAGGCGCCCAUCCUUGUGGUGGGCAACAAGCGGGACCGGCAGCGGCUGCGGUUCGGGCCUCGGCGCGCACUGGCUGCGCUAGUGCGCAGGGGCUGGCGCUGUGGAUACCUCGAGUGCUCGGCCAAGUACAAUUGGCACGUGCUGCGUCUCUUCCGCGAGCUGCUGCGCUGCGCUUUGGUGCGCGCACGCCCUGCGCAUCCGGCUCUGCGCCUGCAGGGUGCGCUGCAUCCGGCGCGCUGCAGCCUCAUGUGAUUGAAUUGGACGACACGACCGAUGGCGGGGAGGGGUCCUCCAUUUGACUGGAACAACUGGGGACCCGGAUUGGACGAGAUUGCCCAACUUCUCUCGGAUUGGACAGGACAGCCUCCUCUCUGAUUGGCUGAGGAACACUCCCACCCAGUCUCCUGGGCGACAGGCUUCUCUUUGAAUCUCAUUGGACCCAGCUAGGCCCCAUUGGACAGUCCUUUCUGGGACCUCAUUGGGUCACGAUCCCAUUGGAUGGAAGGGACGUGGUUAUGCAUCUGAUUGGAAGCUCUCAGACUGCUCUUGGAGUUCCAUUGGACAAACAGUUAAAUCCCGCCUCUCAGGAGGAAAUAAAGGGGGAAACAACUCAAGUGCACCUGGCACUUCUGGGAUGGCAGGAUAAUCUUAAGCGUGAAGGUCAGAGCUGCCAGGCGUUGCCCCCUGGCAAUUAACUCCAGAAUCCAACCUGUAAUGAGGGCCCCCAAAUGGGUGUGAUGGCCCCAAGGCUGAGUCCCCAAGAAGCAGACGCAAGUAGCUGGAACAAAACUUUACUGUCAGGCUCUGCAGGGCCACAGGACCGCAGGAAGGGUCCUUAUUGGGCUGGCCCAGCCCCCUCUAAGGCAUUCAAUAAUAUUAGUAAUUAAAUAGCAAUGCUCAUCCCCCAACCGGAAUGUACAACAGAGGUCCCAUUGUGCCAUGUGGUCCCAAGGGGUCUGGUCCCAUGAGGUCUGGUCCCCAAGAGGCAGGGGGGACUCCCUGAUGCAGAGGGGUU